Molecule: messenger RNA, 885 nt
Organism: Kuraishia capsulata CBS 1993
Lineage: Eukaryota; Fungi; Ascomycota; Pichiomycetes; Pichiales; Pichiaceae
Exons: 1
Coding region: 1-885 (294 amino acids)
Molecular function (GO): protein binding
Source: RefSeq, a predicted model, not a curated record
AUGGACCAAGACCCAAAAUCUACCAAGAUCUCACUGGGUCCCCCAUGCUGUCUCCAGUUCAGCCCGACUGAUGGAUCUGUGUUGUUGGCUGGAACCUAUACUUUGCAUAAGGAGAACGGCACAAGAACUGGGUCUAUAGAAAGAUACGAAUUACAGACUGGAGAGCUCAUCUUGACAGAGGAAGUCAAGGUUGAGUCUGCAAUACUAGAUCUGAAGUUCAUUGACCCUACAAGGUUUAUCACGGCACAGUCUACAGGAAACAUAAUGCUAUGGAAUUUGGGCAAGAAUAUUGAGCUGCUUAGAAAUGUACAAAUAUUUGAAGAAGACGUGUUGGUGACUAGCAUCACAAUUGGCGAUGAUCAACUUGGGAUUACUAGCACCACAGGCUCUGUCGCAACUGUCUCUAGGGAGACUCUACAAGUGACUCAAAUAUACGAGUCCAUACACAGUCUCGAGUGUUGGUGUCUCAAUUUCAACGAGGGAGUGAUAUACUCCGGAGGUGACGAUGCUAAGCUGAAUCUGAUAGACCCCAGGAUAGGCAUGGUGACGAGAAGCUUGAGACACGACGCUGGGGUCACGAGCAUACUUCCUUGGAAAGGAAGCUUGCUGAGUGGCUCGUACGACGAUAAUAUACGACGGAUCGACAUCUCCAGUUUUAGAGAAGUUGAAAAGCACAAUUUGGGUGGUGGGGUAUGGAGACUUACCCCACAGGGUGAUGAAUUACUGGUCAAUUGCAUGUAUGAUGGAGCCAAGAUAUUGAAUUCGGAUUUGGAGGUCACGAAAAUUCUUAGCAAGAAUCACACAAGCAUAUGUUAUGGUGGAGCAUGGAAGGAUGAUUCGUUGGCAACAUGUAGUUUUUACGACAAGGUUAUACAGUUAUGGUGA